CCAUGCUCGCAGCAUCUCACCCCAGACUCCUUCCACCUAAAUAUGCUUGUGACCCGCAUCCCCCGUCCCAUCUGGGAUGCUUUCCUCUCGACCCUGAAAUGACAAAGGCCCCAGUCUUCAUCUGUCCGACUCUCACCCCGACAUGCUGUUCUACGUCGAUGGGGAAUAGGCCAUGAAAUCAACAAUGACAACUUCGUCAGUGUCUUGGUGGACGGAUGAGCGUGUUCAAGAGACAGUAACAUCUGCUUACGUCCACUCCCACCUCCGACCCAGUGAACAAGAAUUGCUGCAACGACCCCUAUACUUUGGAGGAGACCUCACCGAUGACACCUAUCUGGACUGGAUCUUGACCCGGGCUAAGCGAUUUUUCCUGGUCCUCGUUGCCACCAAUGUCCCUGAUCAGAUCUUCGGUAUCAUAGACGACUCUUAUGAUGAUGAAGACUUGCCAGUCGUGGAAAGUGCUGUCCCAGAGCUCCGACUCAGUUAUGAACCGGAUCGUGCCUUGGAUAAACGCUUCUACAAGAAUCAAUUCCGCUAUUUGACUAGAGUUGUAGGGGAAGGUGAACAUAUUCGUUAUGCUGAUGAGGAAACGGUCCCUGUGGUGCCUCUGAGCCUGAAGUCCUUGGUUUUCCCAAAGGGACACGAUGCGACUGAUCGGGUUCGCUUGCCUCUUGAGUCGUCAAAGGUCGUUCUCCGGCGACGGAUCGUUCUCGACAAGGACCUCACUGAAGAUGACGUCCUCGCAGAAAUUGCUUCAAGUCGAAAGCUUUGCCACGAACAUGUCACCUCCGUUUUCGGAUCCUACCUGCAGCAAGGAGUCCUCAACGUCCUGUCACUUCCUGCAGCUGAAUGGAACUUGAAAAGCUUUCUCGUCGACCCGCCAAAGUCGUUCAAUAUCCUUCCCAAAUCCGUGCGACAUGGUCAUCUCAUCAAUUGGCCUCACUGUCUGGCCAGCGCCUUGGCGUGGCUACACGACAAUGGUGAAUAUCAUGGAGCUAUACGGCCUUCCAACAUCCAGAUCGAUGACACCUUCCGCAUAUCACUCGGCAUGUUAGACGGCGAUGGUGUCUUGCGUGAUACCGUUCGGUCUGAUGAGAUUGAGCCUUAUCAAUACGCACCCCCGGAGAGGUGGAAGAGGGCCAUUACAAUCCAGAACACUGGCUCUGUGGCUGUAUCAUUACCGUCAGGAGGCCGAUCUGCCCGUAAGUUACGCACUGGCACAUCUGGAGAUGGCAGAAGUGUUUCGAGUAGCCGGCCAGGAUCUACCGCUACGUUUCGCUAUGAGCCUACAUCUCGAGGCAAACACGCUAGACUGAGGCUAAGCGCAGCAAUCGGCCCUGACAGGCUCCCUAGUCAUCAGCCACGCGAGCGCAAUGUCAGGUCGGCUGCUGACAACAAGUCAAUAUCAACACAAGGGACCGCUCGAGCCAAACCGUCGAAACCCGCUUCAAUCAUCUCAUCGACAAGCUCAAGUGGCCGGAAGACGGGCAGUUCAAAUCGAAGCAAUCCUGUGUUUGCUUCUGCAUUUGAAGGGCGGAGUGCUGUCGUCCAGACCUGGCAAUCGGUCGAGGAUGACAUGUUUUCCUCGGAUGUUUUCUCCCUUGGCGCCGUGAUUUUGGACAUCUUGACCAUACUUUGCAAGCGCAGCUAUAGUUCCUUUUCGCGACAUCGGGCUUCAAAGAAUCGAAAUGCUGGUAGAGGAGGUGGCUUGGCCGACGCAAGCUUCCACGCCAACCUUGGCCAGGUCUUCCUCUGGGCGCAAACCCUUCAGAAUGAUGCAGAGAAGAAAGCGAAAAAAGAAGGCAAUCAAACUUUACAUGCUGUCGGUCCCAUCAUCCAGCUGACACUGCAAUGCUUGGAACGAGACCCCUUUGCGCGAUUGACAAGCGAAGGUCUAGAGGCAAAGUUGGCCAGUCACAUCAGGCAGUUUGCUGAUUCGACGCUUCUUCAUUGUGCAGCUGAGAAACCUCGGCCUCCAGAGACCUCGACUCCAAAAUUACGAGCAACCGCUUCAUCGAGUCGAUUGCUCAAUGAUGGUGUGAAAUCUCCAUCCGCAGUAGAUGGGCCAUCUUUAAGCAGAGAGCGUAGACAGGCUCAACAGCAGCUAAUUCUCCCGGACGCCGACAUUCUUCGUGCCCCAAUCAACACGCCUUCUUUGCACAGGACUAUCUCCAUCAGCACCACUCCUGGAACUAUGUCUGCCAGUUCUUUGGCAUCUUUCAAUUUCGAUGGACUUUCUGACACGGUGGUGGGAGAAAGCCCACGAUCCCGUGAGCCAUCUCGAAGGGGCGGGCUUCGAAAGCAUUACCAUGCAGGUCAAUUGGACGCGUCGACGAGGCCAGACACGGACAACCAGGACCAGCCUGCGAUGCGCUGGAACAUGAUGCACAAGAAUGAUAGCGAGGUUGACCCGCGUCUGUCUUUUGGAGAAUCAGUCGACCACGGCGCCUUCACUUAUAUUAAUUACAGCACAAGUGCGUCAGAAUCAGAAGAAGGGGCGAAAUAUUUCCCACGACCACCAACAACACCAACACAUCCGCCAACAAAGGCACCAGACAGGGCACUACCGCCAGUUCCGGCAGUGCCUCCCCGUCUGAAAACCAGCCGAUCGAAGCCGAUCAUGAGAACACAACAGCAACCUUUGAUUGACCUCGAGUUACUCAGACAAUUGUCCAAUGUGGCAGUUGGCGGACAUCCUGUACGCACCGACAGCCUUUCUCAUGCCACGACUAGCGCUACUGAACUCGAUGAAAGUGAUGACGAGGAUUAUCAAGAUCUUUUAGAGCACGCGAGGCAAUAUCAAGCCGCCAAAGCAGCUCGAGACCUUGCGAGGAGGCAGAAGCAUGAGCUAAAUGCAUCCGGCAGGGCCAGAUAUUAACGGUGAUGAGGCAUUUACUACCGAGGUCUCUUUUGUGAACUCCAACAGUGUGAUGCUUUGAAGGUCACGCAUUAGGAAGUGCUACUAGCUAGGAAUGCAUAGGACGAAAUAUGUUGACAAGGUUAUGCCUCAUGAGCAUGGCGAGGGAAUAUAGUUGUUUACCAUAUAGUGUUUGCGGAAGUGAUAUUCCCGACA
Molecule: messenger RNA, 3073 nt
Organism: Exophiala mesophila
Lineage: Eukaryota; Fungi; Ascomycota; Eurotiomycetes; Chaetothyriales; Herpotrichiellaceae
Exons: 1
Coding region: 173-2878 (901 amino acids)
Biological process (GO): protein phosphorylation
Molecular function (GO): protein kinase activity; ATP binding
Source: RefSeq, a predicted model, not a curated record